AUGUCUACAUCCAAACCAGUACUGAAGUCCAUGGUUGAGACGCUUCGGGGCCGACUUGAGCGAGCCAACCCCGCGAUCGCCAUGGCCGCACAUAAUCCGCUCGCAGCCAAGCUUGCCGCCGAAGCAGGAUACGGCGCCGUCUGGGUCAGCGGUUUCGAGCUGUCAGCAUCGCACGCCGUGCCGGACGCGAGCAUCCUGUCCAUGACCCACCACCUGGAGGCCACUCGGGCCAUGCGGCAGGCGGUGCAGGACCGCAUCCCUCUGAUUGUUGACAUGGACACCGGUUUCGGCAACGCGGUGAGUGUGGCCUACGCCGUCCCGCAAUUCGCUGUCGCUGGCGCUGCCGCGGUUGUUCUGGAGGAUAAGACGUUCCCCAAGGACAGCAGCCUCCGCGUCGGCGGGCGGCAGGUGCUGGUGCCGGUCGAGGAAUUUCAGGGCAAGAUCAGGGCGGCAAAGGACGCGGCCGACGUGCUGGUCGUCGCGAGAACUGAGGCGCUCAUCGCGGGCCUGGGACAGGACGAGGCUAUCAGGCGUGGACUGGCAUAUGCCGAGGCAGGUGCCGACGCGGUGCUGAUACAUAGCAAACAAAAGACACCAGAGGAGAUUUUGUCGUUCUGCCGGGCCUGGCCUGAUAGUCAGGUGCCGCUGGUGCUUGUCCCGACGAGUUACCCACAGUUGUCUUUCCGCGAGGUUGGUGAGUUGAACAAGGUCGGUCUGAUCAUCUGUGGCAAUCAUGCUAUUCGGACCGCUGUUUCUGCCAUGAGGCGUGUCUUUGCUUCUAUUUUGGACGAGGGAGGCCUGGCUGGUGUUGAAGAGAUGUCAUAUUUGCGUUAA
Molecule: messenger RNA, 834 nt
Organism: Cryphonectria parasitica EP155
Lineage: Eukaryota; Fungi; Ascomycota; Sordariomycetes; Diaporthales; Cryphonectriaceae
Exons: 2
Coding region: 1-834 (277 amino acids)
Molecular function (GO): catalytic activity
Source: RefSeq, a predicted model, not a curated record